Messenger RNA from Suillus subaureus, 1044 nucleotides. RefSeq lists its product as uncharacterized. Lineage: Eukaryota; Fungi; Basidiomycota; Agaricomycetes; Boletales; Suillaceae. Bases 1 to 1044 code for a protein of 347 amino acids. The transcript has 13 exons. Gene Ontology annotation, cellular component: Golgi apparatus. The record is from RefSeq and is a predicted model, not a curated record.
AUGGCUGUUGAACCGUUAUUUGGGACAAGAGCCCAAAAGGCUUUCAUCAUCACAAAGGCCGUUGUGGUAGUAACUAUGGUCGCAUUGACGUUCGGAAUGGUGAGUUUGUGGACGACCUUUACAGAUAUUUGGUACAAGACAUUGCCAUGCUACUUGGCUCUUUUUAUUCUAGCAGAGAUAUUCGAACUAAUAAUGGCAUUUGAUGCUCUACGGUUACGGAACAUUAUCCAGCUCAUGGGGAUCGUCCUCUUUCAUGGAGCUCUCAUCGUCUUUUCCGCCCUUCAAUUUCAUGAAACCCACGUCGCUAUAUUUAAUUGCCAGUCUCAGUCUGAUUGCGUCACAGACCCCAAUCAUCUAUGGAAUAAGGUCCAACCGUUCCUAAUUGUCGCUCCCUGCAUAGUUGCUGCGUCUUGGUUCUUUUUGAUGUUCUGGAUCAAGCAGCUGUAUGCUGAAUUCGGAUGGGUUAUCUUCCAUGUCGUGGGGGCAAACCCGAAAUUCAAGUCGAUGUAUCAAUUCUAUGAAAUCUUCAUCUGCUUACUUAAAUUCGACUUCUUCUGUUUCGUGGGGGUGACUAUGCAGCUUCUCAUCGUUGUUCUCAGCAGGGAUUCCGCUGAAUUUGGUGUCACUAUCGCUGCAAUUCCUGUCGUUUUAUUGCUUUUGGCCGGUUGCGCGCGUGCUGUCAAGCACGAAGUGAAAUGGUUGAUGGUUAUUUCUCUCGCAUUGAUGUUACCUGCGAUGUCCUAUUUGUACAAACUCGAUCGCUUCUAUGCGCGUUCCUCCGAGAGCCAGUACAUUUCAACUCGCGCCACGUUGACCGUCUUCACCGUCGUUGCUUUCCUGCUCCUCUUAGCCUCGCUCGCGAUCGGAAUCAAGUGCUUCUGUGACUUUGACAAGGGAUUACACGAGUCCAAGGCGCAAGGUCAGUCUUACACUCCUGUCAUGAUGCAGGUUGUCGACGCGUUUAGAAUGAGGGGCAUGUCAGAGCGCCAGUCGCCAUAUUCCCCAGGCGGUAUUCCUCUUCAGCCACAGAUAUCCAUCGAGUAA